AGUUCUUAGAGUGCAAACGUUACAAUAUUAAAAGAAUAAGGAGGAACUUUAUAACUAACCUUAUCAGAUAUUUUAAGUGAUAUUAUACUAAAACGGUCAUUUAUACCAAAAUAGAAACUUUCUACCAACUUUAUCUUGUAAUCCCUGCUAAUUCUUUGGCUUUAUUUUUUCUUUUAAAUACAUCGGCUUGAUUGACACAUAGUUUUAAAAUGGUGGAUCGAAUGAAGGAGAAAUACUAAACCUAUAAUACCUUCGGUUUUCAAUGACUAUAACAUUAAAUUACUAAAAACAAAAGUCAAAUUAUAGCAAAUUAGUAAAAAAAAAUUAGUAACAAACCGCACUUACAUUUUGUGUUUUUUUUUUUUUUUUUUUAAUAAAACAAACCGCAAUUACGUAUUAUUAUAGCAAAUUCAAACUAACCCAGAUAAAACACCGUGUAUCACAAUUAAAAAAAAAAAUUAAAAGUGUAUUUGUUGAUAAUUAAAGUCUUAAAGAUACAUGGCCAAUUAAAUAGAGAACUAAAAAUAAACUAGAUCAUUUGGGAUAAUAUAAUAUCAAAAGAGAUCUCAAUCUCAAGAAAUCCCCAGUACCAAAGAUGGUAGAACAUGAGAACAAAAAAUGAAAGAAGCAGAUUAUUACCAAUUACAAUAAUACUAUAAAUUACAAAAAUACCCAUCCAAAAUCACCUAUAAACCCUCCUAAACCCCAAACACAAACCACCAACCACACCAAACAACCAAAACCCAAAAAAAAAAAAUCUCCACGGUGAUGCUUGGAUUACUCUGCGCACGCCCGUUAAAGCCUUGGAACAUUUCCCCUCAAACCUUCUCCCUCCACCACCACCACCAUCAAUUUCAUUCUCAACCUACCAAUAAUGUCGCCGAUGGAGCCUCUUCGGUCUCCAUUUGGCGGAUAAAUGUUCCAGCUGCUGUUGCCAGUGGUGAUUGGCGGAGGGAUUACCUCCGCCCUGCAAUCCACCAACAACGAGGCGAGGGCUCGUGGAAUGUCGCUUGUGAUGCUAGACCUGCUCGUUGGCUUCAUCGCCUCGACCUCGCUUAUCUUCUCUAUGGAGUUUGUGUUUACCUUUCUUUCAACGAUGUUGUUGUGGAUGAGACGGAGACCAUUGGCAUUGUCAAUGAGACGGAGACCAUUGUUAGCGAACAGGGUUCUCCUGAUUUAUUGGAUUUUCGGGUUACGGGUGUACAAUCAGAUGGCCGAUGUUUGUUUAGAGCAAUAGCUCACGGAGCUUGCUUACAAAACGGAGAGGAAGUGCCUGAUGAAGACCGAAAGAGAGAGCUUGCUGAUGAUUUGAGGGCUCAGGUGGUCGAAGAGCUUUUAAAGAGGCGCAAAGAAAUGGAAGGGUUCAUUGAUGAAGACUUUGAUGUGUAUGUUGAGAGGAUUCAAAAACCUUAUGUUUGGGGCGGAGAACCAGAAGUACGAAUGGCAUCUCAUGUGCUCAAGAAGCUGAUAUCUGUCUUUAUGAAAGAUCAGAAGACAAACAAAUUGACAAACAUAGCAAAUUAUGGGGAUGAAUAUAAUGAUAAGUACCCUAUAAAUAUUUUGUUUCAUGGGUAUGGUCACUAUGAGCUCUUAGAGAAUUCUUAAGCCAAUUUUUCUAACAUGAUAAGAAAACUAUGACUAAAGAAUAUGAUUUUAAAAAUAAUCAAAGAAUAUCAUUGUUUAUAGCCAUUAUAGGUAAGGAUUUACAAUUUUUUUGAAGAAUAUGUUGGCGACAAAUGAAAUCUUUGAAAUAUACAUAAACCUUUCUUUGGUUAAUUAUUAUAGGUUAUUGACCGUUGGUUUCCUUUCUUGCCAUAGUUUUUGCCUUUAGACUUGUUGUUGUAGACUUGUAGUUGAUAAUGUAUGCUUUAUUCAAAUUGGCAAGAACUUCUUGUUCAUAUUAUAUAGUACUUAGUAUGUAGAAUUUGUUUACCAAUAAAUACUACU
Molecule: messenger RNA, 1947 nt
Organism: Chenopodium quinoa (quinoa)
Lineage: Eukaryota; Viridiplantae; Streptophyta; Magnoliopsida; Caryophyllales; Amaranthaceae
Exons: 5
Coding region: 769-1605 (278 amino acids)
Biological process (GO): endoplasmic reticulum unfolded protein response; protein deubiquitination
Cellular component (GO): cytosol; nucleus
Molecular function (GO): cysteine-type deubiquitinase activity
Source: RefSeq, a predicted model, not a curated record